AUGUGGCUCCUCCGCACCAAUGACGCAACAAUACACUACUUCCGCGUCCCGGAAGACGUGCCCAACGCAUACGCCAUCCUCUCUCACGUCUGGAGCACAGAUACCAACGACCGCGAGAUGACCUUCCAAGAGCUCGAAAAGCACUUGAAGAGCUGCGCUCAGUCUGGUGUCUCCUCUCGCGACACACUCCGAUCCGCGAAGCUCAAAGGCGUCCUCGCCUUCGCCGAGCAGGACGGCUACGAAUGGCUCUGGGCCGAUAUGUGCUGCAUCGACAAGACGAGCAGCGCGGAGCUCUCGGAGGCGAUCAACUCGAUGUACGACUACUACGCCAAAUCGGACGUCUGCUAUGCGUACCUCGACGACGUGCCACAGGACGCCCGGUCGACGGACCGAAGAGCAGCUAUCCCUUUUGGUUUGACUCUGACGACGAGUUGUAGCAGGUGGUUCGAUCGCGGUUGGACCCUGCAGGAGCUGCUCGCCCCCGCGACGGUCAUCUUCCUCGCCCACGACUUCACUCUGCUCGGUGACAGAGUCGGACUCGCGCUCGCGAUCGAGAAGCGGACGAGAAUUCGGCGACCCAUCUUGUACAUGGAGGAAGACGUGAAGACAGCGAGCGUCGCGCAGCGGAUGUCCUGGGCAGCGGACCGCGAGACAACUCGGACUGAAGACCGCGCGUACUCUCUCAUGGGCAUCUUCGGCAUCCACAUGACCCCGAUCUACGGCGAAGGAGAAAUCGCUUUCACACGCCUCCAGGAGGAGAUCUUGCGAACCACCAUAGACAUGUCCCUGUUCGCAUGGGGAUCUGCCUACGAGGAGCCGAUUCAGCUCAACGUUGGCACAAGUCUCACCGACCUCGACACCGACAUUGUGGACGCUACCAGCCGCUCCUGCGUGUACCACAAUGUCUACAACGACUAUCUUCUUCCGCGGUCCACGAACGACUUCAAGCACAGCUCCGAUUGCGUCUCUCGGGUUCUUCAUGUCGAACCUCUUGAACCCUAUGCUGUGAGUAUACCAUAG
This is a messenger RNA of Epithele typhae, 1020 nucleotides long. RefSeq names its product HET-domain-containing protein. Bases 1 to 1020 code for a protein of 339 amino acids. The record is from RefSeq and is a predicted model, not a curated record. The transcript is spliced from 2 exons. NCBI's taxonomy places the organism in Eukaryota, Fungi, Basidiomycota, Agaricomycetes, Polyporales, Epitheliaceae.